Molecule: messenger RNA, 2564 nt
Organism: Salvia hispanica
Lineage: Eukaryota; Viridiplantae; Streptophyta; Magnoliopsida; Lamiales; Lamiaceae
Product: wall-associated receptor kinase-like 8
Biological process (GO): protein phosphorylation; cell surface receptor signaling pathway
Cellular component (GO): plasma membrane
Molecular function (GO): ATP binding; polysaccharide binding; calcium ion binding
Source: RefSeq, a predicted model, not a curated record
UACUAGUACUUCUGUUUAGAAUGGAAUUAGCAUACUACUCUUGACAAAGCCAUUCAAAUGCAAAUGAUAUACUAUCUUCACUUGCUUUUCUUCUUCUUUGCUCUUGGUCCACUAGCUUCAUCUCCUAGUCUAACCCAUAAACCAGGCUGCCCCGCCCGAUGUGGGAAUGUGAUGAUUCCAUAUCCAUUUGGAGUCGGGUCGGGUUGCUCACUCGGGUCAUCGUUUCACAUCGUUUGCAACACCUCCACCAUCCCUCCCAAACCCUAUCUCAACAUCAGAAAUUAUAAUUUAGAAGUGGUUGAGAUAAGAAGUGAUAACCCGACCCAUAUCCGGAUCCGGUACCCCUACCUGCUUCAUGGAGUUUGCUAUAAUCUAACUUCAGGCAACGUAACGUGGGAAGGUGGGAGGGAUAUUUACUUGUCGGAGACCCAAUAUACGUUGUCGGAAAACAACUGGCUGACUGCCAUUGGCUGCGAUGACUUUGGGGAGGCCCUUACACUUCGGGGCCAAGAAUACUACGGGGACCCAGGACACCGCGAUGCCUGCGUAGGCUUCUGUUCAGGUAAUAGGUCUACUGUCGGAGUUUGCCCGAACAACGAUGACAGCAAUUCCGUGGGCGAGGGCUGUUGCCGGGUACCCAUCGCCAAAGGUACCUGGUACCUUGAUAUCGGUUUGUCUGACCUGACUAAAAUCGUGAAUCGCACGAGGCUUUUCCCUUGUAGCUAUGCCUUUGUGAAGGAGAAGGGAAUCAUCAACGAGCCUUCCCACUCGUAUAAUCUCAGCAUCCUGCAGCAAAGCUCCAUAGCGUUCUCUCAAAAAAAUCAAUGGCCGCAGGUGAUUAGUCUGGAUUGGAGGAUUGGCGACCGUAAUUGCUCUCGAGCACGCAGAAACUCGACUUAUGCAUGUCAAGCUAACUCUCAUUGUGUUGAUCUUGGUCCUGACAUUGAGGGAUACCUUUGCAACUGCUCGCAUGGAUAUGUUGGCAAUCCAUACCUCUACCCAGGCUGCACAGAUAUAAAUGAAUGUGAUGAUAAUCCAUGUGCUCCACAUGCACAAUGCAAGAAUACUCCCGGCAAUUUUAGUUGUACGUGUGAUAGUGGAUAUAAUGGUGACGGUAAGAAGGGUGGAAGUGGUUGCACAAGCUCAAUCAAAUUUGUCCUAAUAGGUUUAGGUUCUGCUUUGGGACUUCUUCUACUUCUUUUACUAUGUUUUUGGUUGCGAAAGGUGGUUGAGAAGAGAAAAAAUAGAAAACGCAAAGAAGAUCUCUUCAAACACCUUCUUCUCCUUCAACAACAAACAGGUGAGGGAACAUUUGGAAAAACCAAACUUUUCGGUGCAAAAGAGUUGGAGAAAGCCACCGAUCAUUUCAACAAGAACCGAAUUUGUGGACGAGGAGGGCAAGGCAUUGUCUACAAAGGCAUGUUGUCCGAUGGCACAAUCGUGGCAAUCAAGAAACUAAACAAGGUUGAUGAGAACCAACUUGUGCAGUUCAUCAAUGAGGUCAUGAUAUUGUCGCAGAUCAAUCACAAGAAUGUGGUCAAAUUGUUAGGGUGUUGUCUUGCGACUCAGGAUCCUCUUCUUGUCUAUGAGUUCUUACCAAAUGGGACACUUUUCGAUUCCAUUCAUGAUCCAAAACCCGAAUUCCCGCUCACGUGGAACAUGCGGUUGAAAAUUGCCACAGAUGUAGCGGGGGCACUGGCGUACUUACACUUCGCGUCUUCUAUACCAAUCUAUCACAGAGACAUCAAGUCCACUAAUAUUCUUUUGGAUGAAAAGAAUGUUGUCAAAGUGUCGGAUUUCGGAAUUUCCAAACUUGUUGAAGUGGACCAGACUCAUCUAACCACAGUGGUGAAAGGGACGUUUGGGUAUUUAGACCCAGAGUAUUACCAAACAAGCCAGUAUACAGAAAAGAGCGACGUAUACAGCUUUGGAGUAGUUAUUCUCGAACUCCUAACAGGGCAACGACCGAUAUCAAUGGAGAGAACGGAGGUGGGAAGAAACCUAGCUUCGCAUUUUCUUGCGUAUAUAGGAGCGGACAACCUUGACGCCAUUUUAGACGCACAGGUUUUAGAGGAAGGUGGAAAAGACGAGGUUAUUGCAGUUGCAAGGCUUGCGAGAAGAUGCUUGAAUGUUAAGGGGCAAAUGCGACCAACUAUGAAAGAAGUGGCUACGGAAUUGGAAAGUUUAGUAAUGUCUCAAAUACAUCCAGCCGUUGAUUUGAAACUCGAUAAAGAAGCAAUAGAGUCUGAAGCAAAGGACAUGGAGUUUUCAGACAUUGAGUACUCAUGGACAAGCAAUGAUCAUGGGAUAGCCACGUCAUCAUCAGAUGCACAUCCUUGAUGUCUAAAGACUAAAGGGGUAUGGCUUCAUUUAUUUUAUAUUAUGGUUGUUGCACUAACAAAAGAUCCCAUGCAUGCUUUUUUAUGUGUUGUGUGUAGUCCUACAAGAUUUCUUAGUUGAUACAGUAUGUUACAAUAUUUUCUAUUUUUUAUUACAAUUAAACUCUUUAAGUUCAUAAAUUAAUAAUAUGAUAAUAGAAUUAAUUAGGUUUCUUUUAGCUUAUA